GGUUACCGUCAAAAGGAUUCCUACAUCGCCAGCCAAGGACCCCUCCAGCACACCAUUGAGGACUUCUGGCGGAUGAUCUGGGAGUGGAAAUCCUGCUCCAUCGUGAUGUUGACUGAGCUGGAAGAGAGGGGCCAGGAGAAGUGUGGUCAGUAUUGGCCCUCGGACGGCUCUGUAUCUUACGGAGACAUCACCAUAGAACUGAAGAAGGAGGAAGAAUGUGAAAGCUACACAGUGCGGGAUCUGCUGGUGACCAACAACAGGGAAAACAAAAGCCGUCAAAUCCGGCAGUUCCACUUCCACGGGUGGCCGGAGGUGGGGAUCCCCAGCGACGGGAAAGGCAUGAUCAAUAUCAUAGCAGCGGUGCAGAAGCAGCAGCAGCAGUCCGGCAAUCACCCCAUCACGGUGCAUUGCAGUGCUGGAGCCGGCCGGACGGGGACUUUCUGUGCAUUGGGCACCGUCCUGGAACGGGUCAAGGCGGAAGGAAUUCUGGACGUCUUCCAGACGGUGAAGAGUUUGAGGUUACAGAGGCCGCACAUGGUGCAAACACUG
This is a messenger RNA of Thamnophis sirtalis, 549 nucleotides long. The record is from RefSeq and is a predicted model, not a curated record. NCBI's taxonomy places the organism in Eukaryota, Metazoa, Chordata, Lepidosauria, Squamata, Natricidae.